GUGCUGGUUUUGGGUUUUUAGCGUUUUUUUCCUGCUCGGGAUUCAAGUUUUUUUUUUUUUUUUUUUUGUAGUGUGCAGUCAUUCUGAAUGGGGUUUAUUCUCAUACUCAGAUGCUCAAUGUGUCAAGGAUGAAAGUGGUUUUUACAUCUGGCAGUUUCGCAUUUUUGCGCGUUGAGGUUUGGAAACAUUUUUUUUCUUUUUCCUUUUUUUGUCUUUUUUGUUUCCUGUCAUAGACUUCUGCUGUAUUUGGGCUUUGCUUUGUAUUUGGCGGUGUGGCUAAGAGUUUUGGGAUUUUCAUGGUCGCCGAACAAAAGCAUCUGCUUUUAUUUCAUCUCUCUUUUCUUUACAGAAGUCCUUUUUAAACCUGGUGAUGUUUUAUUGUGAAACUUUUCUCGCAGAUUACUGGUUUACGUGUUUUGUUUUGUUUUUGCCUGAUCUUUGAUUUUUCUAUUUCCUCUACUUUCCUGCAGAUUUCAGUGUCAGAUAUUUUUUCGGAUGUUGUUCUUUUUAUGAUACGGUUAAUGCACACGAAGUGCAUGUGAAGUGAAGUGUGUCUUUUGGGCGAGGAUCUGUGCAGUUUCUUUUUUCUUUUUCUUUUUUUUUCUUUCUUUUUUGUUUUUGGUUUCCGUGCCCACGAUGAUGAACAGACGAUUCUCCUUUCGCAGGAGAGCCAGCAGAAAAGGAUGACUGGUAAGAGUCAAACAAGCAACGUGACCAACAAGAAUGACCCACGUUCCCUCAACUCCAGAGUCUUUAUCGGCAACCUCAACACAGCCAUCGUCAAGAAGGCCGACAUCGAGGUCAUCUUUGCCAAGUACGGCAAGAUCGUGGGCUGUUCCGUCCACAAGGGCUACGCUUUCGUCCAGUACAUAAGUGAGAGAAACGCCCGGGCCGCCGUCGCCGGGGAGAAUGCCCGAAUCAUAGCAGGACAACCACUGGAUAUCAACAUGGCUGGAGAGCCCAAACCAUACAGGCCUAAAGCUGGCUCUAAAAGACCUCUGUCUGCUGUGUACUCUGGAUAUGAAUUUGACUAUGACUACUACCGUGAGGAUUUCUAUAAUCGGCUUUUUGACUAUCAUGGACGGGUGGCCCCGCCACCACGGGCCGUCAUCCCUCUGAAACGCUCGCGUGUCGUGGUGCCAUCAACACGAAGAGGAAAGACUUCUUUCUCCAUCAAAACCUCCACCUCUUCGUCUUCACGGCCACCCUCGUCCUCCUCCUCCUCCUUUUCCGCCGGCCUCAAGCUGAAGACGGAUCAGCUCCAGACAAUCAAGCGUGAGCUGACUCAGAUCAAGCUGAAGAUCGACUCUCUCCUGGGCCGUCUGGAGAAGAUAGAGAAGCAGCACAGAGCCGAGGCGGAGGCUCAGAGGAAAUAUGAGGAUAACUGUGACUCGCUACAUGAGGAGUCCGUAUCAGAGACGGCAGAGAACUCGGCUGAGGAGGCUGGCGAAGGGACGCUAGACGCAGAGGCUGGAGAGAUGACCGACGGAGGAGAGGACGACUACGACGAAGAGGGUAGCACUGAUCCGAUAGAGAACCAUGUGUCUGAUAUUGACAACUAAAGGCCAUGCCAACUGGGAAAUCAACGCUGCUUUGUAACUGCAGCGUUUGGGGGAAGGAAGGAUGACAUGAAACUGUGGGAAGAGCUUCAAAAAAAAGAACUAAUAAAUCAACUUUUAAAGAGACAAUGAGAGCAGGUGUAUGAUUGGUCUUGGUGAGAGGCAAUGCAGCGCACACUCAUGGACAAAUCUCUCGCGGCCAGGCGUUAUCAAUCGCUCAGCAUUUCACUGGCCUUCAUUUGAUUACCUUGAAAUAUUCAUACGUUCAGAGGACGGAGCUUAACAUUGCUUGUAUAGAGUGAAAAUAAAAAUGAACUGCUGAGAGCUGAUUACAUGCUUUUUAAAGUGGUUUUACACAUAUGUUAUGAUUUGUCGUGGCAUUAAACGAUGCAUAAUCUCGGUUGUCCAUGCGUAAUGUUCCAGCUUGAAUAUUUCAGUUUUAUUUUCAUUAAAUAUCUGAAUGAAUUCAACAUUUUUGUCUGUGUGAGAAUUUAUGUAAAUAAAGUGGAACUGUGUGUGUGUGUGUGUGUGUGUGUGUGUGUGUGUGUGUGUGUGUGUGUGUGUGUGUGUUGGGGGGGUAUAAUGUUAAAGAGAAUGCAGUGCUGUUAUUAAGACAAGAAGAUUUAUCAUCGUUCCUCACCUCACACAUUUCUUCCAUUGGAUUUUUCCAUUCUGCAGUGGAGGAAAGCAGAUGCUGCUGUGGCUGCUGUUGCUUCCCUCCGGCAAACACUGCCAUGUGUCUGUUUUCAGUCAUACUCAUCUCUCUCUUUCUUUCAAUCUCUAAUUCCCUCCUUUCAUUUUGUCCUCCCUCCAUCUUUCUCUCUUGCCAUAUUGCCAUCUUUCUCACCAGCCCCUGAGCUGAUUCUCAUUCUUUUCUCCAGCUUCUCACAGUGCUGUUUAAUAACCGCCUCAGGUGUGCCGGCCCCAUGCAAGCUUUCAGCAGUGGUGAUUAUAUUUACUUUAAUGUUCUAUUGUUCGCGCCCCAUUAAUUCACUGAUGUCCAAACAUUUGGUUGGUUUCUCAAACCAGUGCUGCAUCUGUGCCGAAAUGACAAAUCCCCCUUCAGUCAAUCCAGAAAACUAGCCCAAAGACUUUCAGCACUGUACUGCCAUAUCACAUCUGUAGAUUGGCCACAUCUGUCCUGAGAAAUGUCACUAAAUUAACUAGCAUUUGUUCCAUGUUUCUCCUUUUACCCUGUUUAGACUUGUGUGUUUUAUUAUGUAUGUUUAUGUGCCAUUUGCAUUGCAUUGCAUUGCAGCUUUCUUUCUUGUACGUAUAUGUUCAUGUGAGAAGAGAGUAAUUAUCCAAACCUCAGAUGUUUCUACACAUACAGCAUGUUUAAUGGAUGCUAAACUACAGUGACACCACAUCUCAUUUAUUCACUGAUUGGAGUUACACCAUAUUGAUAGUGGACUCUAUUUUUGUAUGGCAAAUUUUGAUGGCUUUAGAAAGCUUGUUUUCUUUUCUUUUCUUUUCUUUGCUUUUCUGUCAAUGUCCUAACUAUCUGUCUUGCAUCUGAUCUCUGUAUAAUGUAACAGAGAACGUAAGGAACCUGAUAGAACAAAUAAAAAAAAAGACAUGGUUACCAGCAUCAAAAUGUAUUUCUCACUGUGGGCAACGUGUCUAUAUUAUGUCUUCUUUUUCCUUUUUUUUUAUUUUUUUUUUUUUAAUAUAACAUUUCAGAGAAAAUGCUAUUAUAUUCAGUCUAUGAAAAAAACUGGCCAUCAGCCCAAGGACACGAUCCAUUGAAUAAAAACGUGUAUAGAAAUGUAUACAAUUUUUAAAGCUAUUUUUUAUGAUGAGCAUGUCUAUUAUUUUAAUGUAAUUUCUGUUUUAAUUCAGUUGUUGCAUUUAUUGUAUGGCUUUAGACUUCAUUCCAUAGAGGAAGCGCAUUAUUAAAAAUCAGUGGAUGUGA
Messenger RNA from Tachysurus fulvidraco (yellow catfish), 3474 nucleotides. RefSeq names its product RNA-binding Raly-like protein. The record is from RefSeq and is a predicted model, not a curated record. The transcript is spliced from 9 exons. Gene Ontology annotation, cellular component: nucleus. Gene Ontology annotation, molecular function: RNA binding. The coding region runs from base 684 to 1562 and encodes 292 amino acids. Lineage: Eukaryota; Metazoa; Chordata; Actinopteri; Siluriformes; Bagridae.